This is a messenger RNA of Erpetoichthys calabaricus (reedfish), 10380 nucleotides long. RefSeq names its product prospero homeobox 1a (gene prox1a). Gene Ontology annotation, molecular function: RNA polymerase II cis-regulatory region sequence-specific DNA binding; DNA-binding transcription factor activity, RNA polymerase II-specific. NCBI's taxonomy places the organism in Eukaryota, Metazoa, Chordata, Cladistia, Polypteriformes, Polypteridae. The coding region runs from base 419 to 2641 and encodes 740 amino acids. Gene Ontology annotation, cellular component: nucleus. The transcript has 5 exons. Gene Ontology annotation, biological process: regulation of transcription by RNA polymerase II. The record is from RefSeq and is a predicted model, not a curated record.
GCUUCUUAUUGGUAGGUGGGAUUGUUACAUCACGAUGAUUAUGACGCGCCGUCUUCCUGUUUCCUUCAGCCGAGUCUUAAAGUGAAUCUUGUUGGUGGGAGAGCGCAGCAACUCAGCUGAGCCCCGCUCGCCUCUCCUCUCGCCGCCGAGACAGACAAUUACAAGCCUCGGAAGGAGAGCGGCGCACAAGAGCCCUGCUCGGGUCGCGCAUAGCGCUGCUGAGAAAUUACAAUAUUCAUCAUCAGCGGCAGCGGCAGGCGGGCGGGCAGCCCCUCGCGCUCCUCUCUCUCUCUCUUCUCCAUUUCAGGGGGAAAGAAGAAGCGGCGCACUUUUCUCUCAUCCGCCGAGUUCCCAGGAUUCUCGCUUGAGCUGUGCCCAGCUGACAGGCUUUUGAAGAUGGCACAAUAACAGUCCAGUGAUGCCUGACCAUGACAGCACAGCCCUCUUAAGCAGACAAACCAAGAGAAGAAGAGUUGACAUUGGAGUGAAAAGGACUGUAGGGGCAGCAUCUGUGGUGUUCUCUAAAGCCAGAGCCACGGUUUUCAGUGCCAUGAAUCCCCACAGUUCGGAGCAGGACGUCGAGUGCUCGGUGGUGCAGCAUGCAGAUGGCGAGAAGUCCAAUGUGCUGCGCAAACUGCUGAAGAGGGCAAACUCCUACGAAGAUGCCAUGAUCUCCUUCCCGGGCGCCACCAUCAUCUCCCAGCUGCUGAAAAGCAACAUGACCAAAAACGGUGUCAACGAGGCCAGCUUCCAAGGCAGUGGCCUCUCCAGCACGGGCUCCGAAAUCCACCAGGAGGACGCGUGCAGCAACUCUUCUCGAGAGAGCCCCCCGGAGUGUCUCUCCCCCUUCAGCAGGCCCACCAUGAGCCAGUUUGAUAUCGAGCGGCUUAGCGACGAGCACCUGAGAGCCAAGAGGGCGCGAGUGGAGAACAUAAUCCGUGGCAUGAGCCACUCUCCCAGCGUCACGCUGCGCGGUGGUGACAACGACCGAGAGGGGGCCCAGCAGCCCCCCAGCCCCCGGGAGAGCUAUCGGGAGAACAAGCGCAAGCAGAAGCUGCCACAGCAGCAGCAGCAGAGCUUCCAGCAGCUCGUCUCGGCCAGGAAGGAGCAGAAGCACGAGGAGCGCCGGCAACUCAAGCUGCAGCUGGAGGACAUGCAGAAGCAGCUGCGCCAGCUGCAGGAGAAGUUUUACCAAAUCUACGACAGCACCGAUUCCGAAAACGACGAGGAUGGAAAUUUGUCGGAGGACAGUUUGCGCUCGGAGAGCAUGGACCACCAGGCCCUGGACUCCGCUGCCGACAGGUCGGAUAACGAGAUGUCUGAUCUGGACCCCGGGCAUUUCAUCGACCGGGCCCGGGCGCUCAUCAGAGAACACGCAAUGGUAGCAGAAAGUGAGAAGCACAAGAGAGACGGGCAGAGGGGCAAGGAGCAGAGGCCAGCGUCCAUGCACACGGAAGGAAAGCAGCUGGCCGAGACUCUGAAACAGGAACUGAACACCGCCAUGUCGCAGGUGGUGGACACGGUGGUCAAGGUGUUUUCAAAACCGCCACGCCCAGUCCCUCAGGUCUUCCCACCUCUUCAGGUGCCUCCGACCCGCUUUGCGGUCAAUGGGGAGAACCCCACCUUCCACCCCGCCAAUCCGCGGCUGCAGUGCUUCGGUGAUGUCAUCCUUCCCAACCCCCUCGACACCUUUGGCAGCAUACAGGUCCCCAGUUCCAAUGACCAGACAGAAGCGCUGCCCCUGGUGGUUCGGAAGAGUUCCUCCGAGCAGUCUGCCUCUGCCCCGGCCUCCGCCAGCCACCACCACCCUGCCCUGCACCCCUCGCCAUUGUCGGCGACGGUGGGCUUUGGCUCGGCCUCCUUCCGCCACCCCUUUCCCCUUCCUCUCAUGGGAUACCCCUUUCAGAACCCUUUAGGUGCCCCUUCGGUGUCCUAUCCGGGCAAGGACAGGGCCUCUCCAGAAUCCUUGGACUUGUCCAGAGAGACCAGCAGCCUGCGGACCAAGAUGUCAUCAAACCACAUGAGCCAUCGCUCUUGUUCACCAACACACACGGGCAGCACCAACGAGGGCCUGUCGUUGUCCCUAAUAAAGUCCGAGUGUGGGGACCUCCAAGACAUGGCAGAGAUAUCGCCUUAUUCAGGAAGUACAAUUCAGGAAGGACUUUCGCCUAAUCACUUGAAAAAGGCAAAGCUGAUGUUUUUUUACACGAGGUAUCCCAGCUCCAAUAUGCUGAAGAUGUUCUUUUCGGAUGUCAAGUUCAACCGAUGCAUCACCUCACAGCUCAUCAAGUGGUUCAGCAACUUCCGAGAAUUCUACUACAUUCAAAUGGAGAAGUUUGCGAGGCAAGCCAUUAAUGAUGGCAUCACAGGGACUGAUGAACUGAAUGUCACCCGGGACUGCGAGUUGUACCGCGCCCUCAAUAUGCACUACAACAAGGCGAACGACUUUGAGCAGGUUCCGGAGCGAUUCCUGGAAGUGGCUCAGAUCACAUUACGAGAGUUUUUCAAUGCCAUUGUUGCAGGCAAAGAUGUUGAUCCUUCCUGGAAGAAGGCCAUAUACAAGGUCAUCUGCAAGCUGGACAGUGAAGUUCCUGAGAUUUUUAAAUCACCCAACUGUCUGCAAGAGCUUCUGCAUGAGUAAAGAUUUCCAUCGGGUUUUUGUUCUUUUUUUUUGAUGUUUUUGAAAGGAUAAAAAAAAAAAAAAAAAAGUUUUGGCCUUCCCUUCUCCGUGAUCCUUUAAUUCCGCAGGAGGCUUUUGGUUUCCCUCCCUGUUAAAGGCCCUCAAAGCCGUGGGAUAUUUCAGCAGCGUCUCCUCAGUGGACUUCUUCUUCUCCCCAGCGGCUGUGUGGCUAACUGUACUGCACCCCCAUAGGCCCCUCGGCCCCCCGUAUUUCGUCACUCAGAGGCACAGAUCUCAUGAAGACAAAUUUGAAAUGUGCAGAGCUGUGCUGCAUAGGGCAUUAUGUUACAGAUUGUAAGACUCACCCAUAGAGUUGGUUGUUUUGUACAAAGCGCUGUGGACGGAUGUUCUUACCCAACACUCUGGCAAGAGGACUUCAGUGACAAAUCGCUUCAAAGAAUGAGGAGUUCAUCCUCUGGUCCCAAACCUGUAUGGACGGGUUGUCUUGUGUUGAGAUGGCAUUGUGGCACUCGCCAUGUCGACUACCAGCAGAGGGCGCCAUUUUUCGGGUUGUUUCACGAUUUGGCCCAAGUCCUCCAGGGCAGAGAGAACUGCGUACAAAGAACGCCUUGCUAGCCCCUUGAACUAAAUGACAGAAUCGAUUAAUGAAUCGAACAUCAAGCCCCUCCAGUGGGAUUUCACUCGGCUCUUCUUUCAAAGUGAGCCAGCCCGGUGUCCUCGCUGAUUUGAGUUCCCUCAGAUGACUUCUUCCCAUCGCUGCCCAGAGCUCUGUUAGACUUCAGCCAUCACGCGUACCGUUUCUGACUAUCGGAGAACGAGCUCAGUCAGUUUUAUUCACGAGUGUAAUUUUGCUGGAAUCACGGACCGCAGAUUUGUUAGACCCGUAGACUUCCGCCAUCUCCCUUCCCCAGGGAGUGUUUAUCCCGUUCUGCACAUCCACCUCCACUUUGUUCGAUCUGAAGAGACGCAUCCAAUAUCUCCUUUAAUUCUUUAGCCAUCCCAGUGGUUGUCGUCCUGUGGGCUAACGCGUAGUGCCGUUCUCGCGACCGUUGUAGCCGUGCCUCCUGCAUCUUCUUGGCUAUUUGCACAACUUCCAUCCGUUUGCAGACAGGAGACACUUUCGCCGAGUGAGGCCCGGUGACCAUUCGCGUCUCCAUCACACGCUGGGUUUGCUCUUUCUCCUUGGCGGCCAACGGCGGACUUGUAAAUCUUCACCUUCAGGCGUCUGGUGAUCAUUCAUUCACGCACUGGCAUCGGGGAUUGAGUUUGGAAUUUGAUUCUGCGGGAGUCACGGUUUGAAAUGAUUGACCUGAGAUUUGUUAGACCGGUAGACUUCAGCCAUCACAUGGACGCAAUUUUGAAAUGGUCUUUGGUUAUUUGAAAAUGGACCCAGUUGGUCUUUCGUUCAUUUGAUUUUGUUGGAACCCUUCUGUGUAAUAAUCGACUGUAGCAGGCCUGUUGAACCCUCAGGCCGCGGCCCUCCCACAUGCCAAUAACAAACGUUUCCCGUUGUUUGACAGGGCACUCUGAUGGUUUUUUUAUGUUGACUGAAUUUCGUCACAAUCGCUCACCGCCCUAAACUAUUUUCAAAACUACGACUGGCUGUAAAAAAGUAAGCAAAGAAAGUGGGAAAGUUGAGCUUUCUGAGCUUUUUUGAGUUGAAAGUUGAGCCGCUCGUGAAGAAAUAACGGUGGGAUUUGCAUCUUUUUGUAGAUUGGCACAAAAGAACGUUUUUUUUCGAUUUUGACUCCACCGCCAUAAAAUAAAAACAUCAUCUGCGUACAGUUGACUGGAGUUGGAUCAUUGUAUACACUUGUCACCAUCUUGAAGAUGCAGACAAAAUCGGCUUCUAAAAAUGCUGCACCGUUUAUUUUACCCUGAGCCCAUCUGAUUCCCCGUGGCCCGGAGCUCACAACGAGAGUAGGUUUCAUCUAGGAAGUGGCACACGUUAGUCAUGACCUCUGACCUUUCGUAGCGGCGUGACGUGCCAGUCCUCUCUACUAACUCUUAGACGUCGGAGAGUAAAAUGCCAUCCGUGUGACUGCCCUGCUGACCCAAUUGCUGGACUUUCACUUUUUUUGUUUCGGCACAGCGGAUGAGCUGAAAUGCGGGAAAGCAAAAUUUGUCAGCACAAAGCCUUAGAAUCGCACUGAUAAUACAAUGCCUGUGACGCCCUGGCAGUAUCUGCCGACUUUGGACAUUCGAGACAAUGGAGUGAGUGAAGUUCCGCGAUGAAUCCUAAACAGCCAAGCGUUCUUCAUCUCCGCCGCCCUCCGGAGAGGCCUGACCUCACCGCAGCUCUCUUGUCCGCACAAUCCCGGAGGCCGGCUCGAAAAUGUCACUCGAAGCAUCUCGGUUUGAGGGCGGCCAUCCCGUCAGGUUGGCGUUCUUCAAACGGUGGCACCGGCCUUUUUAAUUAUCUGCGAAAUGAAGCCGUAGCACAUUCACAAAUGAAAGCCGAUGGUUCGGAGGGCUUUAUGCAAAGUCAGAGCUCAUCUGCAUAAGUCUCUCCGCACGCAGUCGGCCGCCCAGUUUGUUAUCAAGCCAGCGUUCGGUUUAAUUACAGGAGGGAAGAGGGAAAGGAUGUUAGGCGAGGCCACCGUUUCAUCUCGUCAGACACCUCUGUGUAGAGCGGCCUUUGUUUGAGAGCCAUACUGCCACUGUGCCUCUGUAUCUGGAGGAGAUUAUCGCACAAGUAAACUUCCUCCGCUAUCAGGUUACUCCCACGUGCACAAUUUGCUUAACAAAAAUGACUGGAGUGCCGGCGGCGGCGGUGGGGACGGUGACGGCGGCCGCCUGGCCUUUCAAAAUUCACAGAAAGAGAUGAAGAAAGGUGCAGCAGGCAGCGAAGUGAAGUCGGCCCCCUUCGCUGUCUUCCUUUUCAUUCCAAACGCUUGUUUAUUUAUUUAUUUAUUAAUGAAUGAAUUGCUGUAUUUAUUUCAAUUUUCCCUCUUGUGCAACAAAAAUAAUUAUUAGUGUGCCUUCUGUGGCUCGCAUUUUGAUUUUCUUAUACAUUAGUGAAAUAACGACAACUGCAAUAAUCACUAGACGGCCGUCUCUGUCUUUUUGCUGUUAAAUGAUGGUGUAUAGCUAUGCAUAUAUUGUGUGUGUGUGUGUGUGUGUGUGAGGGGGUGUGCAAAACUAGAAACAGAGGCGUGUGUGUGUGUGUGCAUACAUGUACAUAUAUGUAGAUGGGGGUCUGUGUGUGUGUGUGUGUGUGGGCCUAGAUAGAAACCUGGAUACGUGUGGAUGUGUGCGUAUGUCUAUAUUCACUAUAAAUAUAUAUAUAUAUGUGUGUAUACAGUACAUGUACACAUCUAUGACACACCACACACAAUAUAGAUAUGUGUACAGGCAGGUUAUGCAUCACUGCAAAAAAGUUUUUACACAAGCCGUUAAAUCUUGUUUCCCUUGUCGUACGAUUUACUGACUUAUUAAGAAAUUCGUAUUUAGGGUAAUUUAGGUAAUUUUAAGAAAUCUUGUCAAGUAUAUUUUGUUAUCUCUAUUGGCAGAUUUGGUCGCUAAAUAAAGCAAAACAGCUCCCAUUUCAAGUUUGUUCAUUUGUUUGCAGUAUAUGCAUACGUACAGUACACAGACAGAGGGUGUGCUCAAAUAAAGGGCUGGAUAUGAAGAUUCAUUGAAAUGUGCACAGAGCGUACAGUAUGUGUGUGUACAGGUAGAUGGACACUCUAAAUGUGAAUUUCCCUUUGGGAUUAAUAAAGUAUCUAUCUAUCUAUCUAUCUAUCUAUCUAUCUAUCUAUCUAUCUAUCUAUCUAUCUAUCUAUCUAUCUAUCUAUCUAUCUAAUCCUGCCAACUACGCUAUUUAUCUGUUAUAUAGUACCUUUCAAAUCUAUCUAUCUAUCUAUCUAUCUAUCUAUCUAUCUAUCUAUCUAUCUAUCUAUCUAUCUAUCUAUCUAUCUAUCUAUCUAUCUAUCUAUCUAUCUAAUCCUGCCAACUACGCUAUUUAUCUGUUAUAUAGUACCUUUCAAAUCUAUCUAUCUAUCUAUCUAUCUAUCUAUCUAUCUAUCUAUCUAUCUAUCUAUCUAUCUAUCUAUCUAUCUAUCUAUCUAUCUAUCUAUCUAUCUAUCUAUCUAUCUAUCUAUCUAUCUAAUCCUGCCAACUACGCUAUUUAUCUGUUAUAUAGUACCUUUCAAAUCUAUCUAUCUAUCUUUCUAUCUAUCUAUCUAUCGACAAUCUCUAAGUAUAUUAAAUACAAAUCAGGCAAGCAUACAUAGAGUUUAUCUACCUGCCUGCCAUGUGUGCGUGUGCAUGGGGGGGGGGUGAGGGGGGUGUUUCCCUGUACAUUCAUAUGUAAAAUUUAUGCACAGUAUGAAUAUUCAGUACACGUGUACACACACGCACACACACCCGUACAUUUACACAGGUGUGUACAUUCAUAUAGAAAACACAUAUAUAGUAUGAGUGUACAGUACAUGUGGACACACACCCACAGAUUUCAACCACUGGCAUAUACUGUACAUGUACAUUCCUAGUCACACACACACACCCUGUGGUCUGUAUACACACUCGGCCUACAUAUACAGUAGGCGCAUUCAGACAUAUGCACAUAAAUCAGUGUGUAUGGAUGAGCGUGCAUAUACUUACACAGGGUUGUGUGUCACAUACUGUACAUUACAUGUCAUGCCAUGUUGAGGGUGUGUGUGGGUGUGUACACACAUAUACAGGAUGUGCGUGGAGGGGUGCGUGUGUGUGUACAUAGUCACAUAUGGGGUGUAUGUACUGUAUAUACUGUAUGUACAAGUGCAGACACACACACACACACACUUUAUAUAUAAUAUGUACAGUACACUAUAUAUGCAGAGAGGGUGUGUUUGUUUCUUCAUAAUAAGGUGUGUGUGUGUGUGUGUCUGCUUAUCUCAAUACAACUCGUUGUGUGUGUGUUUGUGUGUGUGUAUAGGCAGAGGGUGUACAUAGGGCUAUAUAGAGGUGUGUGUAAAUAUACACAUUGGGGUCUUUGCUGUGUACUGUAAAUAUAUAAAGAAAUGAAUGGUAAACCUUUUUCUUUGAGAAGUGAAGCACAUUUGUAACCCGUGUUUGAUAAAGCCGAUUAUGUUUCCUUACUCGAGUGCCCCGACUUGCCGUUUUUGGGGGGUCUCGGCUCUUUUUGUAACCGUGGUGCAGAUUUGACGUGUUUUCUUAGCCCAUCCGAGUGUAGCAUAGCCGCAAUAUUUAAAGAAACCAAGUGAUGAGUGGAUGUGAAGUGAUUCAAAGUGAGGCUCCUUGUUGUCGUCCCGCCAUGUUUCGUGAAGAGAUGGGUUUGUUUUCCAACGACUGGGCGCUUUGAUUUUAUUUUAUUUUUAUUCAUGUUAUUAUAUGGAGAGCGGGGGAGUGAGAGAGACGUUAUUUUAUUUUAUUUUGUUGCUCUGUAUUAGACUCUUGGCAUUGAAGCAGUUUCUGCAGUUCAACGGGAGAGCGUGACGCGUGAUGGCGGAUAAUUACGGACUCAAAAGGCAAGCGUACACCCAGAAGGAAGAGAUUUUUUUUUGCUCCUUUCUUUUCAUUUCACAAGUUCUAACAAUGCCGUGUGGCACCGAGGAUCGAGGGCUGUGACUUAAUCCUCUCACACCGUCUAAUGUCUGAAGUGACUCAAAGCUGAAGGGGAGCUUUUAAGAAUCCGCGGCGGGGAAGCAAACACGUUCUGGCGGUAGUCUUUGAAAAUGGAGAGCGGAAGUGGGAUGUGUCUGUGGGGUGCGUGGGAAGGGCGCUAUAUACUCAAAUAAACACAAGUGAACGGGUGAGGACAGCAGUUGGGCCCGGCGGGUUCACAAGAGAAUUGAAUUCAGUUAUGCUGAAUAUGCCCUACACAGCAUGGUGGUUAACGUCGCCGCCGCUGCCACCUCACUGAUCCGCCAUUCAAGGUUCAUGUCCUGUGCCCAGGUGCUCUCCUCCCGCUGCCUUUGUGGGUUUCCUUCAGUAACUCAUGCAGCGUCUUCAAAGACCUGCUGCUUGGCUUCAUUGGCAAGUCCAUGACUCCUGUUUGCUCUGAAAUGGACGGGGUGCCUGCUCUCCAUUUUGUGCCCAAUGCUCAAUCCACCAACUCUCACCCUCCUCAUUAGCUGGGGUUAGGAGCAGAUGUGUGUGUGUGUGUGUGUGAACGUGGACUGGUUCUGCAUCCAUGGUACCCAAGGAAAAGAUGGGCUCACAAAACUGACUGACAGAUGAAUUGAACUGAAAUGGAUUGGCAUCCCAUUUGGCACCAGCUCUUGCCUCGCACCCGCUGAUCUAGAUAGCCUCCUGUUUAAUUGCAAUAUGAGGGUAUGUGGCAGGUAUGGAGGGGCUGGCAAAGAAACUGAAAACGGGGGAAAAAUUGGCGAAGGUUUACUGAGGAGGAACCCGAUGAGGCGUCAACCGCCAAUAUGCGCGUAGGCCAUCUUGCUUGUUUUUUAAUUUUCAAAAUGGGAUCAGUUAAGAUGAACAUUUCUAGUUCUCCUAUAAGAAAAGUCGAUACAAACGCAUCACCCCAGCCACACUGGAGACAACGAUGCCCACGCCUGACCCCUGUAACGUCUAGCCGGUGGUCAGCGGAUCCUCUACACGGCUAACCUCAUUUAAUGAAUUUCACUGAGGCCACUCACACGUAUCCAUCGACCCGAAAAGCUUCCCUUCCACGUGCUGCGUCUGCCGACAAGAUGGCGCUCCAUUUGUAAGCGAGACGUUUCAUCGCCGCCCGACUCGUCGUAACCCCAACCCUCGCGAUUUUCAAACACGAGCGAACGUCGAGCUUCAGUCGGCCGAUGGUCUGAGGUGGACGGGUGCAGGCCCCCCUUCGGCCAGAAGAUUAGGGACACCGCCGUUCUUGUGUUGCCAUAGUGGACUGAAGGCCUGCAGGUUUGGACGGAGUGACGUGUUCCACUGGCCCGGAUUUUUAUGUAAAUAACCUGAGAAAAUAAGACACUGCCUUUAUAUAAUUUAGCAAUAUUUUGUAAAUAGCAUUACUACGCUCUUUUGUAAUAAAAAUGAGAAAAGAAUGACUUUUAUUUGAUUAUAGUGCAGUAAUUGCAACUGGUGGUCAAUUUCACAGUUUUUUAUAUUCUAAUAUAUACACAUAUAUAGAUAUAUAUAUAUAUAUAUGUAUAUACACACAUGCGCAUAUAUAUAUAUCUAUAUAUCUAUAUAUAUAUAUAUAUAUAUAUACACAGUAUAUACAUAUACACACACACAUAUAUAUAUAUAUGUGUGUAAAGCUGGUAGCAACUUUGAUUGUGGAUUUUUGUUGUUGUUAUUUGUUCUGAGGACUUUGCAUAAUUUAUUGGUUUAAUUUAUGCUAAUUUAUUUGAUGAAGGUGUACAAUUUUGUAUAACCAAGGAUGUACUGUAAUAUGAAUUCAUGGAAGAAAAAAACAAAAAAAAAAAAAAAAACAAAUAAAAGUCCUUGUCCAUCACUCAAAUCUUUUGGGGAAAAUGUACAAAGAGGUGCAAGUAGCCAGCAAGUUAAAUUCAAACCUUUCAAGUCUAACUUGGCAGCUACGAAACUGAAAAUACUGCAAAUCUACAAUAAUAAUGUUUUUGUUUUUGGGGGUUAAAAAAACAAAGAAAAAAGGAUCUCUUUUCUUUUGUGUGUUUUAUUGCUUUUUUGUAUUCUCUCCAGACCUUUACCUUUGCUUUGUACCACCUACAAGAUACAGUAGUUCAAUUGCCUUGUGUGCCUUCCAUCUUCUCUGAACUGAAUGUAUGUGCAGUAUAUAUGCAAGCUUGUGCAAAAUAAAUUCAAAUUGCAAA